GUCAUGUCUAAGUCAGAGUCACCCAAAGAGCCCGAACAGCUGCGGAAGCUCUUCAUCGGAGGUUUGAGCUUUGAAACAGCCGAUGAAAGUCUGAGGAGCCAUUUUGAGCAGUGGGGAACGCUCACAGAUUGUGUGGUAAUGAGGGAUCCAAACACCAAACGCUCCAGAGGCUUCGGGUUGGUCACAUAUGCCACUGUGGAGGAGGUGGAUGCGGCCAUGAAUGCAAGGCCACAUAAGGUGGAUGGAAGAGUUGUGGAACCAAAGAGGGCUGUCUCAAGAGAAGAUCCUCAAAGACCUGGUGCCCACUUAACUGUGAAAAAGAUUUUUGUUGGUGGCAUUAAAGAAGACACUGAAGAACAUCAUCUAAGAGAUUAUUUUGAACAGUAUGGGAAAAUUGAAGUGAUUGAAAUCAUGACUGAUCGAGGCAGUGGCAAAAAGAACUGUGAAGUAAGGAAAGCCCUAUCUCAGCAAGAGAUGGCUAGUGCCUCAUCCAGCCAAAGAGGUCGAAGUGGUUCUGGAAACUUUGGUGGUGGUCGCGGAGGUGGUUUUGGUGGGAAUGACAACUCUGGUCGUGGAGGAAACUUCAGUGGUCGAGGUGGCUUUGGUGGCAGCCACGGUGGUGGUGGAUAUGGUGGCAGUGGGGAUGGCUAUAAUGGAUUCGGUAAUGAUGGAAGCAAUUUUGGAGGUGGUGGAAGCUACAAUGAUUUUGGCAGUUACAAAAAUCAAUCUUCAAAUUUUGGACCCAUGAAAGGAGGAAACUUUGGAGGCAGAAGUGCUGGCCCUUAUGGUGGUGGAGGUCAGUACUUUGUCAGACCACAAAACCAAGGUGGCUAUGGCUGUUCCAGCAGCAGCAGGAGCUCUGGCAGUGGCAGGAGGUUGUAA
Physeter macrocephalus (sperm whale) is the source of this 882-nucleotide messenger RNA. RefSeq names its product heterogeneous nuclear ribonucleoprotein A1-like. The transcript is spliced from 2 exons. The record is from RefSeq and is a predicted model, not a curated record. Gene Ontology annotation, molecular function: mRNA 3'-UTR binding. Gene Ontology annotation, biological process: mRNA splicing, via spliceosome. Bases 4 to 882 code for a protein of 292 amino acids. Gene Ontology annotation, cellular component: catalytic step 2 spliceosome. NCBI's taxonomy places the organism in Eukaryota, Metazoa, Chordata, Mammalia, Artiodactyla, Physeteridae.